AUGGAACCCAAUCAAAACGCCGUGGUUGACGGAUUUCAGUACGCAAACGCACGCCUUGUCGCGGAGAACGAGUCUCUGAAGAAGGCCAACGGCCAGUUUGGACAGAGGGUCGUCGACAUGGUGUUGGAGAAGAAUGAUCUGAAGACUGAGAAGGGUGCUUUGAAAACUGAGGAUGGCGCUCUGAAGACCGAGAAUGAAUCUCUGAAGGCGGAGAUUGAAACUCUGAACACGGAGAAUGCAUCUUUGAAGACCGAAGACGAUGGCCAUGAAGCCUGUAAACGCAGCUUUUUGAGGCCUAUCGCUUCACAAUGGCACGAGCGAAGAUGA
Ramularia collo-cygni is the source of this 327-nucleotide messenger RNA. RefSeq lists its product as uncharacterized. Bases 1 to 327 code for a protein of 108 amino acids. Lineage: Eukaryota; Fungi; Ascomycota; Dothideomycetes; Mycosphaerellales; Mycosphaerellaceae. The record is from RefSeq and is a predicted model, not a curated record. The transcript has a single exon.